AUGAUUGGGGAACAGAUAGGUAGUAAUCAACAGGCCACCCACACCCUGCAAAUAUCACAACUCGGGAAGAGUAAGUGGUCUGGCACCAUACCAACCCCCCACCAAUACAACCAGUGUCCCCUGGCACCAUACCAACCCCCCACCAAUACAACCAGUGUCCCCUGGCACCAUACCAACCCCCCACCAAUACAACCAGUGUCCCCUGGCACCAUACCAACCCCCCACCAAUACAACCAGUGUCCCCUGGCACCAUACCAACCCCCCACCAAUACAACCAGUGUCCCCUGGCACCAUACCAACCCCCCACCAAUACAACCAGUGUCCCCUGGCACCAUACCAACCCCCCACCAAUACAACCAGUGUCCCCUGGCACCAUACCAACCCCCCACCAAUACAACCAGUGUCCCCUGGCACCAUACCAACCCCCCACCAAUACAACCAGUGUCCCCUGGCACCAUACCAACCCCCCACCAAUACAACCAGUGUCCCCUGGCACCAUACCAACCCCCCACCAAUACAACCAGUGUCCCCUGGCACCAUACCAACCCCCUCCACCCUCCAGUACAACCAGUGUCCCCUGGCACCAUACCAACCCCCCUCCACCCUCCAGUACAACCAGUGUCCCCUGGCACCAUACCAACCCCCCUCCACCCUCCAGUACAACCAGUGUCCCCUGGCACCAUACCAACCCCCCUCCACCCUCCAGUACAACCAGUGUCCCCUGGCACCAUACCAACCCCCCUCCAAUACAACCAGUGUCCCCUGGCACCAUACCAACCCCCCUCCACCCUCCAGUACAACCAGUGUCCCCUGGCACCAUACCAACCCCCCUCCAAUACAACCAGUGUCCCCUGGCACCAUACCAACCCCCCUCCACCCUCCAGUACAACCAGUGUCCCUUGGCACCAUACCAACCCCCCACCCCCCUCCAGUGCAAUCAGUGUCCCCUGGCACCAUACCAACCCCCCUCCACCCUCCAGUGCAACCAGUGUCCCCUGGCACCAUACCAACCCCCCUCCACCCUCCAGUGCAACCAGUGUCCCCUGGCACCAUACCAACCCCCCUCCAGUGCAACCAGUGUCCCCUGGCACCAUAUCAACCCCCCACCCCCCUCCAGUGCAACCAGUGUCCCCUGGCACCAUACCAACCCCCCUCCAAUACAACCAGUGUCCCCUGGCACCAUACCAACCCCCCUCCACCCUCCAGUACAACCAGUGUCCCUUGGCACCAUACCAACCCCCCACCCCCCUCCAGUGCAACCAGUGUCCCCUGGCACCAUACCAACCCCCCUCCACCCUCCAGUGCAACCAGUGUCCCCUGGCACCAUACCAACCCCCCUCCAGUGCAACCAGUGUCCCCUGGCACCAUAUCAACCCCCCACCCCCCUCCAGUGCAACCAGUGUCCUCUGGCACCAUACCAACCCCCCUCCAGUGCAACCAGUGUCCCCUGGCACCAUACCAACCCCCCUCCACCCUCCAGGGCAACCAGUGUCCCCUGGCACCAUACCAACCCCCCUCCAAUACAACCAGUGUCCCCUGGCACCAUACCAACCCCCCUCCACCCUCCAGGGCAACCAGUGUCCCCUGGCACCAUACCAACAGGCAUGGGAAAGCUAA
Molecule: messenger RNA, 1617 nt
Organism: Esox lucius (northern pike)
Lineage: Eukaryota; Metazoa; Chordata; Actinopteri; Esociformes; Esocidae
Product: extensin-1-like
Exons: 2
Coding region: 1-1617 (538 amino acids)
Source: RefSeq, a predicted model, not a curated record